CCUCCCGUCUGUCUGUGCGGGUGAUUCCAACAGCGGGCCAGUGGCUCGUCUUUCUGCAAUAACCUGGCGGAUACCCGAGAAGAAGUGGACGACAGUGGGACCAGCUCACCAAAGAUGGAUAGAUCUGACAUAGAAGACGACCCGGAGGAGGGGGAGAAAGAGCCCGCUGUCGACCCAAACCAUCUGAGCCAAUUAGACUUCUACCAAGCCGACCCCUUCGCCCACUGUCAGAGUGACCAUGACCUCUUCAAUGAAGACCUGUUCCCUAAAACCGACUCAUCUGGUGGAUUUGGUUCAGACCCUUUCAAGGGCAGUGACCCCUUUGCAACAGAUAUGUUGUUCCCAGAGGCGACUGUCGGCACUGACGAGGGGGCAGGACAUGUCGGCGAUGAGGGGGACACUAGUCUGUCCUGUGCUGAAAACAAAGCCUCAACAGGAACUCAGUGCUUCGAGUCUGAAUUCCCCGACGAAGACAGCGACAUUGAGAUUAGCUACAGCCGAGAGGACCUGGACGCCAUCGCUGUGGUUGAUGAUUCUUGCGGAUUUAAGCCCAUUCAGAGCUCGUCGGACGAGUUGGGGCCAGAGCCCAUCCAUGGCUGGAGGUCCCAGGGCCAGUAUUCUAUAGAAUCAGACCCUAAUGGGUAUGAGCUGGACCUUAGCGCUGUCUCUCCUCCCUCGGACAUAGAAGAACAGAGUCUGGGAUCUCUAGCUGGCGAGGCUACCACCGAGGCAACAGCAGGACUGGAACAAGGUCUGAGUUCUGGUUCAGCUCAGGCUGUCCCUGAGCUUGCUGAAGAAGUCCACUUGGAACCAGAUUGGACAGGUGAAAUAGAGCAAUCUCUGUCCUGUUAUGAUACCUCCAGUCAGAGGGCAGAAUGGGUUGGCGACAUUGAAGAGGAACCCCAAAACCCUGCAACUCCCCAAAACUCAGUAGACUUCCAAAACCUCUUCAUCCAGUCCGACUCAGAUCAUAACAGAGAGCUUAGCUUUGAGUUGAGCUAUGAAGCAACCAGUCAGUCUUCCUUUGACCCAUACGGCUUUAAACUCAGUCCAGAACAUUCUAGUCACACCCUCUUAGACCCUGAUGAAGCCGAACUAAGCCCGGAACCUUCUGAAAACGAUCUGACCUUUGACCCUGAGCCCUCCUCUUCUCAACCAGACCAACUGAACAUUGAUCACUAUGAGUUUGACAUCACUUCCUCCCAAAUGCCCUGA
This is a messenger RNA of Cyclopterus lumpus (lumpfish), 1215 nucleotides long. RefSeq lists its product as uncharacterized. NCBI's taxonomy places the organism in Eukaryota, Metazoa, Chordata, Actinopteri, Perciformes, Cyclopteridae. The transcript is spliced from 6 exons. The coding region runs from base 115 to 1215 and encodes 366 amino acids. The record is from RefSeq and is a predicted model, not a curated record.